Messenger RNA from Gossypium raimondii (Peruvian cotton), 627 nucleotides. RefSeq lists its product as uncharacterized. The transcript is spliced from 2 exons. The coding region runs from base 1 to 627 and encodes 208 amino acids. Lineage: Eukaryota; Viridiplantae; Streptophyta; Magnoliopsida; Malvales; Malvaceae. The record is from RefSeq and is a predicted model, not a curated record.
AUGGUAGAACAAGAAGAUGAGCAGCUCCUACCUUAUCGAGAAUCAUUAGAAAUCGUGAGCCUAGAGGAGGGAAAGGAGGUGAAAAUUGGAACUAAAAUCACCGCAAAGACAAAACAAGACCUUAUUGAAUUACUCCGAGAGUUUAAAAAUGUUUUCGCGUGGUCAUACCAAGAUAUGCCCGGGCUAAAUACUAGCAUUGUGGUACAUCGUCUGCCCAUUAAAGAAGAUUGUAAACCAGUUCAGCAGAAGCCUAGGAGGAUGAGACCUGAUGUUGUGCUAAAAAUAAAAGAAGAAGUCAAAAGGCAGUUCAAUACUGGGUUCUUACAAGAGAUCAAAUAUUUAGAAUGGGUAGCAAACAUUGUCCCCGUUCCCAAGAAAGAUGGAAAGGAGGUUGAAGUCUAUGUUGAUGAUAUGAUUGCAAAAUCUAGAACUGAAGAAGAGCAUGUUCAAGUCUUGAAAAGAUUAUUUUUGAGAUUGAGGAAAUUUCAGCUCCAGCUUAACCCCGCAAAAUACACAUUUGGAGCCAGGUCAGGGAAGUUAUUAGGCUUCAUAGUUAGUAAAAAGGGGAUUGAGGUGGACCCGAACAAAGUGAAGGCAACCCAGGACCUACCUCCUCCACGCACUUAG